GCCGCUCCCCGCGAGUCUGCACUGCAAUUUCUUUCGCGAGGUUUUGCUAGAGAGAGAGAGAGAGAUACUGAACGAUGUCUUGAGGACUAUGGUGAACGCGGAGAGGAGAGGGAAGGCGAUGGUGGAGCUGCGACCCAUUUCCAAUGUGGGCUCUUCUUUUCUCGGCAUCAUGAAGGACCGAGGAUAUGGGAAGAGUUUUCAAGUUCAUGAUCCCCACAGGGUGGGGAGGAUAACUGUUGAACUGCAAGGACGAAUAAAAGAUUGCAAAGCUCUCACUUACCGGCAAGAUGUCAAGGCUAGAGAUAUUGAGCAGUAUAGAUUGAAAAUCCUUCCAACACGUCAGUGGGGUUAUGUUGUUAUCACAACACCUGAUGGCCUUCUGGACCAUGAAGAAGCCACUAGAAGGAACGUGGGAGGCCAAGUUAUUGGGUAUUUUCAUUAGCCAUAAUGUUCUCUCCAAAUACAAGAUGGAUAAUGCUGAUGGGCAAUAAGGCAAAGAUGUACAAUCUGUCUCCCUACACUGAUGAACUCGAUUCAACCUUCAAAUUGCUGUUGUUUAGAUAUGAUGAAUGACCAUGGUUUCUCAUUGUCUUAAA
Molecule: messenger RNA, 596 nt
Organism: Rhodamnia argentea
Lineage: Eukaryota; Viridiplantae; Streptophyta; Magnoliopsida; Myrtales; Myrtaceae
Product: 40S ribosomal protein S15a-2-like
Exons: 3
Coding region: 89-442 (117 amino acids)
Biological process (GO): translation
Cellular component (GO): cytosolic small ribosomal subunit; ribosome
Molecular function (GO): structural constituent of ribosome
Source: RefSeq, a predicted model, not a curated record